CAUGAAGUUGUAUUUUCAAGCAAUGGAUUGAUGCAAUGUCAAGAUUACUCUUGCGCUAUUUUUCUAUGAUCUUGCUAUUUUUUUUGCUUUUGUGGUUUAUGUUCCCACAUGCCCAUCUAUCAUUUAUGAUUAAUUCCAGUCUGUACCGGUUCUUGCCUCUUGUUAGUAUUUUUGGCAUGCAAUUUGAUAUGCCUGUGUUGACUAGAGGAAAGACUAUGCCUUAGGUUUACCAUUAUGGAUAUUUCCAUAUGUUAACUUUUAAUUCAUUAGCAUAUUGUCUUUUUUUAAUUCAUUGCAACCCCCUUUUUUUGUUCAUGAUAGCCAUCUGAUGCUUUUGGUUUAUGGACAAAACAUGCAUGUGUACAAAGUGGUGAAUUGCAUUUCACGGGGCAAGAUAACCAAGAGUAAAAGAACACAUGGUAUUCUCUAACACAAGAAAAUGAUAAAUUUGGUCUAUUGGUGCAGAUCAAGAACAAAAAACUUAUUUGAAAGAUGUUUACCCUGCCAGUGAGUGGGUUGUGUUUGUCAUCAUAUACUACACAUCACUUGUCAGUUUUGCUUAGAGAUCUCAUAUUCAGAGUCUGCAGUAUUUUGAGGAGCUUAAGAGAAAAACUAACCAAUACUUGAUCUUUUUUUUGCAAGGAACCAUCACAUGAUCUCAUGGCAAUAGAUGUUUAUAUAUUUUUGCUCCCCGAUGCACUGAUAUUUUCAGAAUAUAUUCAUGCCUGAAUAAUGCAGUUGGAAGUGAUAUAUGUGUUCACUAGAAUGGACUUUCUUACUUGACAAAACAUAUCAGGAGACUUGAAAAAUGAUGCCUUGAAGCAAAGGGUGAAGAGUAUAGCUCAGGAGCGAGUAAUUCAACAUGAUAUUCAGUUUCUUAAUGAACAAAGCCCAAAAGCGGCGCCACCGCUUCCAACCCUAAGCGGCACAACCACUACCCAAUAAAUAACCUAACCUAGCUAUUCAUUAUUGCACCCAUCCGCAUUUCUACACACUUCUGACCAGAGCCCUCUAGGGUUUUCAUCCACCACCAUGCGCGGCUGCGAGCGAUGCAGGCUCUACAAGAAGAAUCUCGCCAAGGUGCACAACUACAGAAAGAUGACUGCGUCGCCAGCGCUCCGCGGCAACCAGAUCCGCAAGAAACACACCCAUCACCGGAAGGAGGACGCUCCGACAACUCGAGUCGCGCUACACGGCGCCGCAAUUCAUCAGAGCCAGCCGUCUCUUCUUCCCCAUCCACCCGCACCCAGGAGGCAAGCUCGCCGCCAUGGCCGCCGGCAAAUCGAUGCGCCUCAUCUGAUUCGUAUGUGGAUCGCCGGCGCGGGAUGCACCCUUCUCCAUGGCCGCUCGCAGCCACGGGCGCACUCGUCGCCUUGUCUGCCUCCGCCAGCAGUUGGAUGCAUGCCCUCUCCAUGGCCGCCGCAGCCAGGGUGCGCCCAUCGCCAUGGCCAAGCUGCAACCUACCACGGUGGCGGCGAGUUCGUGCUGGAACCAGCUGGUGUAUAUGCUACAAGGUCGAUGCCUCGCCGGAGGAAGCUUCAUCCAGCGGUGAAGAUUGCUGCAUCCAAUGCCGUUUGAUGUCGGGAGCUGCAACCGUGCACGUCGGAGCUGCAACCGGCUACUGGGGGAGCUGCAAGAGGGGUGGCCAUUUGUGCGAAUGCGUUUUCUUUUUGCCGAACCAAUUUUUUGUUUUUGCUGGAACGAUGUAUUUUUUUUGCUGGAACCAAGAUAAUUUUGUGCUUCAACGAUUGCAGAGCUCUCAAAUGCUCAUGUCGUUUUUGUUCGAAGCUUUUUUAUUUUGCUUCAACCUACCACCAGACUUUGAUCCGUGGCAAAGAUUUUUGCUGCUUCUGAGUUUUUUUGCUAGGCACUCUGACCCGUGGCGAGCCGCUUCAAUUUUUGUUUCCACCUUGUUCUGUUUUUGUUGGAUCUAGCUAUAUUUUUUGCUUCCACCAUGACGAGGACCAGCAGCGACACAGCGACCGGCGGCCGGCGGCAACGACGGUGACCGGUGACCGCCGGGGAGGGCAGCGCCAGACGAGUGUGUCAAGCGGUGCUUCGAGGCCGGGCGCAUAGCUCAUCCAUGGCGGCGCGAUGGAAGUUUUUUCUAAAAGACGUCCGACGAAAGAAGAGAUAAUCGUACGGCUAAGAGUUAUUUUACCGGACGAUGCUGGUAGGACCAGCCCAAAGUUGGGCCGGUGCGCCGGCGCAUAGGAGUGCCCUAUAUGGAAUCAUUAUUAUAGCCCUAUAAUUUCCUUUUUGCACCUACCUAUAAGAAGAAGAUGGCCUGAGGUGAU
Messenger RNA from Triticum aestivum (bread wheat), 2297 nucleotides. RefSeq lists its product as uncharacterized. The coding region runs from base 1033 to 1578 and encodes 181 amino acids. Lineage: Eukaryota; Viridiplantae; Streptophyta; Magnoliopsida; Poales; Poaceae. The record is from RefSeq and is a predicted model, not a curated record. The transcript is spliced from 4 exons.